AUGACCAAACUAACUAAUUUACAACUUGAUGGCAAUAUGUUCACAGAGUCCAUUUUCUUCAAUGCCUCCACUAGUGUUCCAUCUUUACAAGUACUAGACUUAAGUAGGAAUCAGUUGUCAGGUUAUUUUUCAAAUUGGCUGCCCAUACUCCCUAACUCGGGUUCUCUUCUGUUGAGAGGAAAUGAUCUUAUAGGUCCCAUUCCAGUGUCACUGUGCCAAAUGCAACAAUUACAUACCUUGGAUCUUUCACAUAACCAUCUCUCUGGGAGCAUACCUUCUUGUCUCCACAAUAUUACCUCAUGGAAGACAGUGGUUCCAUUUUAUGUAGGGUCAGAUGGUGAGUAUGGAAAAGUUAUAUCUGGCGAUUACAAAAUUACUUUUUUCACAAAGCACAACACAUACGUCUACCAAGGUGAACCUCGCAUCUACAUGACUGGAAUGGACCUGUCAGUAAACAGACUAUCGGGCAGUAUUCCAACUGAAAUAGGAGAUUUGAUAGCACUUCACUCAUUAAAUCUGUCCAAUAAUCUUCUAACAGGCCAUAUUCCCACUUCCUUUCAAAAGCUUCAACAGUUGGAGAGCUUGGAUCUUUCUCAUAACAGCUUAGUAGGAAAUAUCCCUCCUCAAAUAAUUCAACUCCAUUCCUUAUCUACCUUCAGUGUUGCCUUCAAUCAUCUGUCAGGCAAGAUCCCAUAUACAGAUAACUUUCAAACUUUCACUGAAAGUAGUUAUAUUGGAAACUCAGAGCUUUGUGGGCCACCAUUGCUAGUCAAUUGUUCAUUGCCAUCCAUCCUUUCACCACAAGACAACAAUAGCAAUAUUGGAGAAAGAGAAUCAAGAUUUAUGGAUGGAGACCUGUUUUUCUUCUCCUGUGUGGCUAUUUUUUAUGCAGUUGGCUUUUGGGCUAUCAUUCUUCCUCUUCUUAUCAGCAGGAGCUGGCGCAGAAAGUAUUACGGAGUUGUUGAUUCAUGCAUUAAUUGGUACAAUGAAAGGUUCUACAGGUUCUUGUUUUAUAUAAAAGCUUAUUUUGAGGGACCAUGA
Nelumbo nucifera (sacred lotus) is the source of this 1041-nucleotide messenger RNA. Its product is annotated as receptor-like protein 56. NCBI's taxonomy places the organism in Eukaryota, Viridiplantae, Streptophyta, Magnoliopsida, Proteales, Nelumbonaceae. Gene Ontology annotation, molecular function: protein binding. The record is from RefSeq and is a predicted model, not a curated record.